CACCUGACGACACCGUUUCCUUUUUAAGAUGCUCACGUCUGUUUUUUCUUUUUCAAUCAGACGAACAGAGUAAUAAUAAAUAAAUAAUAUACCACAAAUACAAACUAGUAUUGAAAAUUUAGAGAGUAAAUGGAAAUGGCUCUUCUCGGAUCCCACAUUCCAAGCGAGGUGGGGCUGCAGUUGCUUCUUUAUCCUCUUGGUUCUAACAUUGUAAUUCGAACCGCAUGCUGUUCUAUUGGGAUUGGUUUACCUGUGUACUCUACAUUCAAGGCAAUUGAGAGGAAAGAUCAAAAUGAGCAACAAAGGAUGCUUUUGUAUUGGGCAGCAUAUGGAUCUUUCAGCAUCGUGGAAGUCUUUUCUGACAAGCUGCUUUCCUGGUGUCCUUUGUACUACCACUUGAAGUUUGCGUUUCUUGUUUGGCUUCAACUUCCUUCUGCUGAUGGGGCCAAGCAAAUAUACGUGAAUUACCUACGUCCAUUCUUUCAGAGACAUCAAGCUAGAGUUGAUCACAUCAUGGGUUUUGCAUAUGGUGAAAUGGUUAAACUAAUAAGUGCACAUCAAGCAGAGAUUCAGUUUGUUAGGAACAUGCUUGCAAAGAUUAUGGGAUCAGCGGAUCAAAUGUUCAGGGGUUCUGUGACACCAGGUCAGCCACAACAGCACAGUGUAAUUGAGGGCCCAUUAAGAACAACCUCGGAUACUGGCUCAGAUCAUGAUGAUUGAUUGAUACCUUCCUGUAAAUAUGCAUAAUUCUGAAUCCUUUUUUCCCCAUUGUCAAGGUAGUUUUGUACUUAUCAGGAAGAAGAAGAAGAUAAGGCCUAUAGUAAGUCAAGCUUAUAGCUGGCAUCACACUUUCACAGUUUUAGACGUCACAAUUGUGCUAAAUUUUCUUGCAAGAUUUCAGACAAUUCGGUUGUUUCUUUUACAGGAAAUAGCUGGGGAUAAUGUUAGGCUUGUAUUGCACCUUUAGUGUACAUGUGGCUCUCGAAAAUUUGUAUCAAUGUGUUUUUGCCUGAA
Molecule: messenger RNA, 1014 nt
Organism: Quercus robur (English oak)
Lineage: Eukaryota; Viridiplantae; Streptophyta; Magnoliopsida; Fagales; Fagaceae
Product: HVA22-like protein k
Exons: 8
Coding region: 130-720 (196 amino acids)
Source: RefSeq, a predicted model, not a curated record